Molecule: messenger RNA, 5499 nt
Organism: Nicotiana tabacum (common tobacco)
Lineage: Eukaryota; Viridiplantae; Streptophyta; Magnoliopsida; Solanales; Solanaceae
Source: RefSeq, a predicted model, not a curated record
CGGGGUGUUUCCCAUGUUCAAUAAUAUUAAUUUUUACCCUAUCCCAUAAGAAAAGGGAUAUGAGGAAGGUGUGGAAGAAUAUCUGGAGUAGUAAGGCGCUGAAGAUAGUAGCAGAGGAAAUGAAUUGUAAUGAGUUGCUAUUACUUGUGCAAGGAAUAGAACGUGAAUAGAAACCACCUGCUGUUGCAUACCAAAUUUACAGGACAGAUAUUGACCAUAGUAUUCUCGUUCUUCAUCUCGGGGUUAUUAUCGGAUACAAUGGAUGAAGCAAUGACGUAAUGAGGCUACAGAAGAUUGGGAGUGAAAGGGAAAUAGCUUUGGGAAUAGCACCAUUAUAUCUAUUUUUUGGACUAUCUAGAUAUAUAGAUUUAAGGUUUUUUCUUAGUAGGGAGAGAGAUAUAAGAAAUAUCUGAAGGUCAUUUCAUUCUGUUCAUACUAAUGGUGAAAAGAGAAUUUCCAGUUGCUAGAUAGUUUGGUUGAUUUGAUAAAUGACUGAUAUAUGCAAAGAAAAAAAAGGUUUUGGUGUAAACAAAUGUACCCAUUUUGUAUGAAUUAGUUUGUUUUAUGUAUCGAACUAACAUUUUCUUGUUUGCAAGUUUAAAUAACACUCAAAAGGAUAGGGGAAACUGGAAAAGCGUGCCAAUUUGCUAACAUAAUGAUACACAGCAUUUUAUUUGAAUUUACCUUUCUGAGUGCAUUCAGCCUACUGAUUUCAGUUUCCCAUCUCGCGAAAUUUGGGAAACUAAUUGUGUUGCACUUCUGCAGCUACAUUAUGGUAUCUUCUGCUCUUAGCAAAACUCAUAGAAGUUCCUCUUGUUUGCUCAUUUGUGAAAAGUCAUAUAUGAUCCUUCUCAAUGCAAUAUAACAACAUGUUGUGUUUGGUAUGAGUAGUCCGUAAAAUUUUAACUUUGCAGCUCAUUGUGUGUUUGUGUUUCUGUUGAAAUUCUGAAUCUCGGUAUACAUCUUGUCAAAAUUCUGAUCAUGGAAAUUUGAAGGCCUGUUCCUAAGAUGUUGUUCACAAGGGGAGGGGUUGCUGCUGCUACAUUCAUGUUUGGCUUUCUUUCGUAGAUUUCUGGAGGUUGCUCGUUAAAAUCCUAUCCAGACCUCUGCGGUACUUAGGUUGCUCGUUAAAAUCCUAUCCAGACCUCCAUGGUACUUAGGAUGUACUUUAACAAUUCUUAGCCCAAGGCUUGCAGUCUUAACCAUGGGAAGGCGGGGAACCAGAUCUUUUGGCCUGUAUCCAAUUUAACUUCCCAUUCUGAUUUCGUUUUCACUCAUUUCGAAGUGGAUAGCGCUCUAGUUUUCAGUAUGUAUGCUUUAAAUUUGUCAUGUUCUAUUUGAUUUAAGUAUAACUUCAGAAGCUCUAUAAGACUGAAUUGAGGAUGAAACUUCUCCAAAAACCACGUAUGUUGAAGUUGUUUGCUCUAAUAUAUGUGUUACUGUACUUGUAAAACAAGUGUAAAUGAUAACUGGAUAAAACUAAGAAAUAAUGCUCAAUAGAUGAAGGGAAUUGUUAGAUAAAGAGAAGUUUCUGUUAGUUGAGAUAACUUUCUUACUGAUGUUAUAUUAAGGGUUGGCAUGAUUAUGAGCAUAGUUUGAUUGUGAAUAUCUUUGCCUUUGCUGGGGUUUUCAACUAUCCUGUAAAGGCACUGUUUUUCUACCAGAUGACCUAUAAAACUUGGUGUCCAUCAUAUGAUAAACAUGACGGGGUGCAAUUAACAUUCUUGGGGUCACAUCAACAUAUUUUAUGGAACAUUGAAGUCCCACUUCAGUCAAAUUGUCUCUAUAUAUUUGCAUGUUUGUCUAAAACAAUUAUGGAUGUGACACCAACAUAGAUCCAAUGUUUUAUUACAAGAACUGGAAUUCCUUACAUUUUUCCGAUAACCAUGUUUUUAUUAACUUAAACAACAGCCGUUAUGCAGUUUUUACGAACUGGAUGAACAAUAUGCUAUAAUGGAACACAUUAGAUCUACCUAGGUCGUGAAUGUUAAAGCAGGUUCUGCAUGGAUUAGAUGAUCGAUAAACCGAUAAGGAGAGUAAAGAAGUAUGAAAUUGUGGCCUAUAGUAGCAGUAAAACAAACCAUAGCUGCAUAGGACACUUCAUAGGCUUUUGCUAUUGUUCCAGGCACAAGUUUGUGUGGCCUGGUUAUCUGGAACCCAGAUAUGAAGAGCCGGAGAAAGGUGGCUUCUUUUGGUGUAGUUUUGGCUUUGAGAGUAAAACUGCCUAGGAUAUUGCCAAUGGUAUGAAUAAUAGGAGAGAUUUAUCCCUUAUUUUUCGAUAGAUUCUUUAUUAAGAUGGGAAAAAGAUGGCUGUCUGUUGCCAUAGAAAUAUAAUUCUUCUAGUUGUCUGAUGCCAUGCCUGUAGCUCUUGGAAACUACCAAAGGAAGAUGGUAUCUUGUCUCUCUUUAUGAAACAAAUGAACAUUGACAUCUAAUGUACGAUAAACAGGAGUUUACCCUGUCAAUUUGUGAUCGAUAGUAAACAUUGUUAGACCUAUUAUUUUGCUUCAUUACCUUUUGGGGGUCAACCUGCAAAGGAAAAGUGCUAAAAUUUAUAUGACCAAAGAUGUGACACUAUAAGAUUCUUCUCCAAUGUCGAUGCGAGUAGUUUCAAAUAAAUGAUAGAAUAAACUUGGAUUCCCUUUUAAGCUCACAAGUUUCAAGUGUCAUGCAGUUUUGACUUCACCUUGAAAAGGGAUCAAUGUCAGUUACAGUUAAAAAAAAAGCAUGAAAUGUCAGUUAUUGGCACUCCAAACCAAAUGAAAAUAUAUCUUUUCCUGACUCACUUGUGAUGCAGAUGUGAUAAGCACCAAAUCAUAGCAACUUUUUUUUACCUAAGGCAUCUAUGGUGGACUCUCAUAUGGAAGUUCAUUUAUAGGGAUCUCAUGAGCAAGAUAGGCUUCAGUGUCUGAGAUCUACUUUAAAUGCAAGAAUGGAAAAUCGAUACAAAUCUUUGUGUCAUAUCUUUUGGUCAGAUCCACGCAUUUUUUCUGUUUUCGCCACCGCUGUAGAUUCUCUGUAUGCUAUCUCAUAUGUUUUUUAUAUCCAGUUUUCGGUGUUCUUAGUGCUUCGUCCAGUGAGAAAAGAACUACAGAGAAAAAUCAAGUUUAGAGGCACUCCAAAAAGUCCUGAAAUCUGGUCCAGGGAAAGAUCUUUCAGAGUUCUACCAGGACAAGGAAGGGAAGCAAUUAAUCUUAUCCAAGUGCAAAAUGUCUGAGCAACUCCCAAAGUUUAGUAAAAAGCAAUUUAAGACUCAAGAGCAAAAAAGAGCAUCUUCAAGUCCCAAGGAUCAUUCUUCUAGAAAGCAGCACAGGAAAGGGGAAAACCCUCUCCGAAUCCCACCAGCUACAGAGCCGUGUGAAGAUGUGAAAUGUUCAAAUUCAUGGAUCUGCAAAAAUGCCGCAUGCCGGGCCACUAUUUCGAUUGAUGACAAUUUUUGCAAAAGGUGCUCUUGUUGCAUUUGUCACUUAUUUGAUGAUAACAAGGAUCCUAGUCUUUGGUUGGAGUGCACAUCUGAAUCUGGUCAGGGGGGCUCAUGUGGCUUGACUUGCCACAUUGAGUGUGCCCUCCAACGUGAGAAGGUGGGAGUUGUUGAUCUAGGACAACUGAUGCAGCUAGAUGGGAGCUAUUGUUGUGCUUCUUGUGGUAAAGUCUCAGGAAUUCUUGGGUUUUGGAAGAAACAGCUUUGUGUAGCUAAGGAUGCUCGUCGUGUUGACAUCCUCUGCUACAGAAUAUACUUGAGUUACAGGCUCCUGGACGGGACAUCCAGAUUUAAAGAGCUCCAUGAAAUUGUUAAAGAAGCCAAGGCCAAAUUGGAGAUGGAAGUGGGCCCAGUGAAUGGAGUAUCAUCGAAGAUGGCUCGGGGAAUUGUUAGCAGACUUUCUAUUGCCAGCGAUAUUCAGUCAUUGUGCUCGAUUGCCAUUGAGAAAGCUGAUGAAUGGUUGACAACAAAGACUAACAAACCUUCUAAUUCCUCAGAGGGUUCACUUCCUGCAGCGUGCAAAUUUCUUUUUGAGGAAGUGACGUCAACUUCGGUUGUAAUUGUUCUGAUAGAAGUAUCCGCUGAAUCUUCUGAAGAUGUCAAGGGCUACAAGCUCUGGUACUGCAAGGCCAGAGAAGACACUUAUACACAAGAACCUGUUUGUGUCUUUCCAAGAACUCAGCGAAGGAUUUUGAUAUCGAAUUUACAGCCUUGCACAGAGUAUUCUUUUCGGAUAGUUUCCUAUACAGACAUCAGUGAUGUGGGACACUCUGAGGCGAAGUGUUUCACAAAGAGUAUUGAGAUAAUACACAGGAAGUCUAAUUCAGUAGCAGGACACAAAAGGAAGGUGAAUCAGGAUACUGGAGGAAACUCUGGCUCCAAAGAGGGCUACUACACUGGAAAAGACAUUGAGUUUGAUUCUGGAUUCAAGGUCCGAGACCUUGGUAAAAUUCUAAGACUGGCAUGGGCUCAACAGCAAGGAUGUUUGGAGGGAUUUUGUGGACCUUCAUUUGCAAAAUGCUGUGAGUCUUGUAGUACUGUUAAGCCUGAACCUGUACAGGAAGAGAGGAAGCCAUCUACUUCUCGCCAGCUUGACUUAAAUGUUGCUUCAGUACCCGAUUUAAAUGAAGAGUUAACCCCCUCGUCCAGAGAUGAAGAUAAUGGCUGCACUUUAGGGCAGACUGUUGAAGCAGUUGAUGAUGCCACCUCUCAUGACAAUGAGAGGAAUGGUCUUGCCGGAUCACAUGGUAGCGGAGAUUCCCAGAACUGGAACCAGGGGAAGAAUGGAGAUGUGUCUGCUGUUGGUUCUCAGAUGGAAGAUUUUCGGAAGAGGGGAACUAGCAAUAAUCGUGAGGCACAUGACUCUGAUAGCACCUUGGUCAAUGGUUCACCUAUCCGAAUUCGUACAGGGGGCUUGGAUGAGAACUUUGAAUACUGUGUUAAGAUCAUCCGUUGGCUGGAAUGUCAGGGUUUGAUCGAGAAGGAGUUCAGGUUAAAGUUGCUUACUUGGUUUAGCUUGAGAUCAACGGAGCAGGAGCGUAGGGUGGUAAAUACCUUCAUUCAAACACUAAUUGAUGAUCCAGGUAGCUUGGCUGGUCAACUGGUUGAUACCUUUUCAGAAAUGAUAUCCAGCAAGAGGCCACCGAAUGGUUUUUGUUGUAAGCUUUGGCAUUAACUUGUGAAGCACAUAAAGGAUAAAAAACUGGUACCCAGGUUCAAAAUUGAUUCAGACCAUAGUCUUCGCAGACCAUCUUACUCUUCUGUACAUUUUUUUCUCUAUAUUUUGUAGUGAAAUGAUUCAUUCAUGUAGGGACAAACCUGUCCAGCUACAAGAUUUGGGUUGUUAUUCAUGUGGGCAGUUCAUGACUUUUUCUCCAUGGGGGAGAAUUAGAUUUAAUGAAUUCACAUUUGUAGGAAACAAUGUCUCAUUUCUCUUCUUUGAUUGCAUUUGAGGCAUUGACUUUUGGUACUUAUUCGGGAUGCAGAUAUAGCGACAAGCAAAAAAAGAUGAGCGAUGA